CAAACCGAUGAAGGUACUUCGUCAUGAGCAAUAUUACUCGCAAACUUGUGGUAGUCGGUGAUACAGGCUGUGGAAAAACAAGUCUCCUUCUUGCCUUCACUCAAGGCAGCCCCGCGAGCGGCGAAUUACCUACUCUGUUAGAUCUUCACGAGGUUACCUCCCCGAUCCCGGGGAGCCAGACCCAGCUUGCUCUUUGGGACACUGGUAAUCGAGGAGAAUACCGCAAGCUUCGAGAUCUCUCCUGCCAUCUGUGUGAUGUUCUUUUGAUCUGUUUCUGUAUCGAUUCGCCCCAAUCCCUGAGAAAUGUGCAGACACAAUGGGCCCCAGAAGCUCAGCGUCUCUGUGGUAAUAGGCCAACUGUAUUAGUUGGCUGUAAAAAGGAUCUGCGUUGCGAACAAAAUCCGAAAGCGAGCAAUGCAUUCUCGCAGUUGAUGACGAAGCUAGUGGGCCGUGAGAAGGAUUUGCGAUCUGAUGAAAAGCCGAAGACGAGUGAAGCGCUUUCCCAGGUGGCAACAGAGCAGGUCACCCGCAAGCAGGCUACCAAGGUUUGUCGUCAGAUCGGGGCUAGUCAAUACCUCGAAUGCUCAGCUACGACCUUGGAGGGAGUUCAGCAAGUAUUUGAGGCCGCCGCGCGCGCCGUCACGCACUACAAGACUGGCUAGAGAAUCGUCAGUACAUCAACUCUAUGAGGGCCAAGUGACGAGUCAAGGAACUGGAAGUCCAUCAGCUUCUGUUCCUGAGAUAUCAUUCGUCACAGUUGUGGAUUAUUACCCAAUGUGGGUACGCAGUCCAACAAUAGUCGAGUAACACAGCGGGCUGGUGGCAACUUGACAUGAAUCUGCAACAAGGACUUCCAUUAGCGCAGGCAGACAAAAAGCUGGGAUAAAAAGACCUAUAAUAAUACGAGGUUUAUUAGAGGCAUUGUGGGCUACGGCGCUUAACGGCAUAUAUUGGGUGGACGUUCCCCCUAACCGCGGUUAUCUACGCAUGUUUCCAAUCCCAGUUCUCAAUUUUCUAAAGCAUCUUUAAG
Aspergillus caelatus is the source of this 1030-nucleotide messenger RNA. Its product is annotated as Rho family protein. The transcript has a single exon. Gene Ontology annotation, biological process: small GTPase-mediated signal transduction. NCBI's taxonomy places the organism in Eukaryota, Fungi, Ascomycota, Eurotiomycetes, Eurotiales, Aspergillaceae. The record is from RefSeq and is a predicted model, not a curated record. The coding region runs from base 24 to 662 and encodes 212 amino acids. Gene Ontology annotation, molecular function: GTP binding; GTPase activity.